This is a messenger RNA of Aphanomyces astaci, 1154 nucleotides long. RefSeq lists its product as hypothetical. The record is from RefSeq and is a predicted model, not a curated record. NCBI's taxonomy places the organism in Eukaryota, Oomycota, Saprolegniomycetes, Saprolegniales, Verrucalvaceae. Gene Ontology annotation, biological process: mitochondrial citrate transmembrane transport. Bases 162 to 1115 code for a protein of 317 amino acids. The transcript has 3 exons.
UCGUGUCAAACUGGAUAAAACGUUGGUGCUCCAUACCACGUUAAAUGGUUGCUCUUUGCCAGGUUGACGAAUGGCCAAGUUUGGCGGAAUAAGCUCGUGGCAAAACUGCGAACAAAAGCAACUUGGCAAGUUAUCAGCGUGGAAUUGGAAGGUUUCGCCUCAUGUCAACGAAAGAGCCAUCCAUGACGCCAGCCAAGAAGCAUCCGGCGGUGGCCGUCGUCGCCGGCGCAAUUGCCGGCGGCAUUGAAAUGUGCUCGAUCUGGCCCAUGGAGAUGAUCAAGACGAACCUGCAACUCGGAACGAUGAAGUCCCACUACACGAAGAUGCUACCAGGUUUUCGAUACCACAUUCAAACCGGCGGGGUGCUGUCACUGUAUCGCGGCCUCGCCCCCGUCCUCGUCGGGUCACUCCCCAAGGCCGGGUUGCGUUUCGGAGCGUUCGACUCAAUCAAGCAAUUGCUGGCCGACGAACAUGGCCAGUCGACCCCGUUGCGCAACUUGGCAGCGGGGAUGUCCGCUGGCGCGAUCGAAGCCAUUUUGGUUACCACGCCCACUGAAACCGUGAAAACCAAACUCAUUGACGCCAACGCAGGCAUGCUGCACGGGAUCAAGAGAAUCCUCGAAACUGACGGGAUCCGCGGGCUAUACCAAGGUCUUACGGCCACCAUCAUGAAGCAGGCCACCAACACGGGGCUUCGGUUCAUGUGGUUUUCCGAGUACAAAGCUCGCGUCCCGGACUUGUUGGCUCGAAACGGCGUCAACUAUGACACACUCUCGCCAGGCGAGUUGGCCAUCGUGAGCUUUGUCGGUGGCAUGACAGCUGGUAUCUUUAGCACCUUUGGCAACAAUCCAUUUGACGUGGUCAAAACCAAGAUGCAAGGCCUCGAAGGCGCGCGAUACCCCAACACAUGGGACUGCGCAAUGACCAUUCUGAAGCGAGACGGCGUCGCGGGGUUCUACGCAGGCGUCGUGCCCCGCCUUGGUCGCGUGAUUCCAGGGCAAGGCAUCAUAUUUAUGUCGUACGACACCAUCUCCAUGCAUGUAGCCAAGUACCUUGACGAUGGAACGAAUAAGGUCACUGUGAACUUGAGUGGCGUCCAGUCGAAAGUACGAUAAAAACGUCAAUUCCAAAAGUAUUUGGUUUGAUAUAUUUGG